This is a messenger RNA of Rhagoletis pomonella (apple maggot), 714 nucleotides long. RefSeq lists its product as uncharacterized. Lineage: Eukaryota; Metazoa; Arthropoda; Insecta; Diptera; Tephritidae. Bases 1 to 714 code for a protein of 237 amino acids. The transcript has a single exon. The record is from RefSeq and is a predicted model, not a curated record.
AUGUACAAUGAUUUUAUGCAAGAAUAUAUUCAACUAGGCCACAUGUCACAAAUAAAGGACAUAGACUUAAAUUUUCCACAUUAUGUUAUUCCACAUCAGUGCGUAUUAAGACCAGAUGCUGAAACUACUAAACUGAGAGUAGUAUUUGAUGCGUCUUGUAAAAGUACGACACAUGUUUCAUUAAAUGAACUUCUGAUGGUUGGGCCAACUAUACAGCCUGAAUUAUUCACCACAUUAUUACGCUUUCGUUGUCGAAAAUGGGCUAUAACCGCAGAUAUAACAAAAAUGUACCGUCAAGUAGCUAUUAGUGAUGAUGACAAAAAAUUUCAAUUAAUUUUAUAUAGACAUAGUCCCGAUGAACCGAUUCGAACGUAUUGCCUAAAUACAGUAACUUACGGAACAGCGCCUGCUCCAUUUUUAGCGAUUCGUUGUUUACAACACCUGAGUGACAUGUUUGCAGAUCAAUAUCCACUCGGUUGUAAGGUUAUACGAGAAGAGUUUUACGCGGAUGAUAUGUUAUCUGGAGCCAAUGAUAUUACGGAACUAAAGCAAAUCCAAAAAGAAGUUGUCGAAAUUUUAAACUCUGGAGGAUUUAAACUAGCAAAGUGGCAUUCCAAUCAUCCCAGUCUACUAGAAAAGGAGAAUUAUGAAAAAGCGUUGGAAGAUGACGGAAAUAGCACGAUAUACGCGCUUGGAGUUACGUGGUCGCCUUAG